Molecule: messenger RNA, 3727 nt
Organism: Liolophura sinensis
Lineage: Eukaryota; Metazoa; Mollusca; Polyplacophora; Chitonida; Chitonidae
Product: sialate O-acetylesterase-like
Biological process (GO): carbohydrate metabolic process
Molecular function (GO): sialate O-acetylesterase activity
Source: RefSeq, a predicted model, not a curated record
UUGACGUGGAGGGGUGAUUGGUUACUGAUCACAGUUUAGGAACUGGCUAUCACGAGACUGGUAUAUAUAUAAAAGAUAUACACAUAAUGCUGAGUGAGUAGAGGGUGGCAUAGUUUACGAAGAUGACUCGUGUUGUUUUAGGGACGUGUGUGACUGUGAUCUUCAUUGCGCUGCUGAAUGGAAUUACUGGACCGGUUGCUGCUCGCCUGACUGCACCUGAAGGAGGAGAUGGGGGCUUCUCGUUUGCCUCAUACUAUGGGGAUCAUAUGGUUUUACAGCAGUCCCCCCAGCAGGCUGUAAUAUGGGGUCACGCUCCCACCAGUGCCAUAGGACAAUCUAUCUCUGCCACUGUGGGCACAUCAGAUCAAGCCUCCUCUACAGUGGUACCUGGACCCAAACCAGAAACAGCUGUUUGGAUAAUCAAGCUGCCUCCCAUGGACAAACAUGGACCAUUCACAAUCACUGUCAAAGCUGGGUCAGCCAAGCUGACCCUUAACGAUGUCCUGUUUGGUGAUGUGUGGGUGUGCUCAGGUCAGAGUAACAUGCAGUUCUCCAUGAUACAGGUGUUAAAUGCAUCAAGGGAAAUUCAGGAGGUGUCCUCUUACCCUGACAUCCGGGUGUUCACUGUGGCUCUGAAAUAUUCUGCUGUACCUUUGUAUGAGCUCCUACAGGUGGAGGAGAAGUGGUCUGCCCCUACAUCAGCUAGCAUUGGAAACAAAGCACCAUUUUCCUACUUCUCUGCUGUGUGCUGGUUAUACGGCAAGUACCUUUACCAGAAACUAGGUUAUCCCAUUGGAUUGGUGGACACUGAUUGGGGUGGAACCCCUGUGGAAGCAUGGUCAUCCCCAGAUGCUCUGGCUAAGUGUGGCCUUGACACCCAACUCCUGUACCGACCAAGGCAACAUUCCAUCACCAAAGUGAGAGGCCCGGAUGACAAGAGCCAGCUGUACAAUGCUAUGAUACACCCCAUCCUCAACAUGACCAUAUAUGGAGCUAUUUGGUACCAAGGUGAAGCAAAUGCUGGCAGACCCAACACUUACAAUUGUACCUUCCCCUCUAUGAUCUCAGACUGGAGAUUGAAAUUCAAUGAAGGCAGUUUGGGAGAAACCAGUAACAAGUUUCCUUUUGGUUUUGUUCAGGUAUAUGGCUUUGUUUUAAUUUCAAACAGUUGUAACGACAGCUCCAUUGUAACGGGCUUCCCUGACAUUCGGCAUCAGACUGCUGACAUGGGCUAUGUGCCCAACCCCCUCUUGGAGAAUGUGUUCAUGUCUGUGGCCAUGGACUUGCCAGAUUUCUCCUCUCCUUAUGGCAGUGUGCACCCUCGUGAUAAGCAGGAUGUCACCCAGAGGUUGGCUUUAUCAGGCCUGUCCUGUGCCUACAACAUACCAGAUAUCAAAUUCCAAGGGCCACUGAUAACGGCCUUCUAUAUCGAUGUGGGCGUCUCUACCCUGGGCUUUGACUAUGAUAACGGAACGUCUGCUAUUGUUGUGAGGAACACGCAGGGAUUUGAGGUCUGCUGCUCAACCAACAACCAAUCAUAUUGCUCCUCAGACGCUGAUCCUCGCUGGAAAGCUGUACCAAUCAUCAAGAGUGAUGUUCGCAGCGUUACGCUGUCUUACAAAAGCUGCGGCCAGGCUUACGUUGUGGGUCUGCGAUAUGCCUGGCGGGAGAGCCCAUGUCCCUUCAAACAGUGUGCUGUCUAUAGUAAAGAAAAUGGCCUCCCUGCACCCCCUUUUGUUAUCAAUGGUUUGAUUGGGUUAAAGGUGAAAACCUGGGGCCAUAUCCAGAAAGCCCUCCUAGAUAAUAAGAUGUAACAGGUACUCUGAAAGCAGAUAAACCUGGCAAUGCUGUGUUCACUCACCUGUCUGUCAACAGUAUUGCAUUGACUCAAAUUAUUUUAUAUAUUAAUGUUUAGAAUUUAGAUAAUGAAGAUUAUUAGUUAAUAAUGGCCAGUUGAGCAGAUUUAGUGUUAAAUCAACUCUACUUGGAUGGCUCAGACUGUUAGCCUCACUUUCAUAUACUUAGCCUUUUUUAAGUUUUUACAUUUUUUCACAGGCAUAACUUUUCAUCUUAAUACUGCAAGAUGUUUAUGUGUUUUGAAACGGCACUAAGUCAGAAUUAUUUUGCAUUACAUUUACAUGUAGUGUAACUUAUGCUUGCCAACAAAAGUAACUGUGACUUGAUAAUUCAUGUUUGAUCGAAGCUAGAAAUCCUGUGAAAUCAACGUUGUUGGACUGACAUGAGUGCAUACCGCAGAUCACAGUGUGCAAGUGGUCGAUUUUCUUGUAAUGACUUCUUAUGGUCUCUGCAUCAAAUUACACAUGAAGGCUGAACUUGUGACAUAAGCCUGAAGUGGUUUUGAAAGGCAGGUGUAUGUGGCAGUUUUGUGAAAAUGACAAAAGACAAAAGGACACAGGAAGUAUUGGGUUCACAACCCAGACUCAAGUAAAUCGCUGAAAGUAACACAGCUGUCAUAUGCCCUUCUCUGUCAGGUUCAACAUUUUAGUAAUUUCUAUACUUACGUUUUCUGAUAUUUUUAAUUAUAGAUUUGUAUGUGAAUAUUUAUAAUGAGGUUGUAUCAAAGGCUCAUGUGAUUUCAUUAUGCAUAUAUUUUUGGACAGAUGGUAAAUUUGGACAUGCACAAUGCAUAAUUUCAUUUCUUGUUGACUGUAUUUCAGUUUUAAUGUUCACUUUGUGAGGGAUACCUUUACAGAUUGAGAGGUGAAAUACAUUUGCUACAUUCCAGUUUAAUGUGAUAAACAUGUGAUAUUAGGGGGCCUUUGCGGCCAAGUGGUUCAUGCAUUAGUGCAGCAUAAUGACAAAAACCUCUCAGCAGUGCAGUCGCUGUGAGUUCAAAUCCAGCUCAAGCUAGAUUUCUUUCUGGUCAUAACAUGGGAAAAUCUGACAGCAACCUGCAGAUGGUGGUGGGCAUCUUCAGGGCCAAGCUCGGUUUCUUUCCACCGUAAUGUUGACUGCCAUUAUAUAAGUGUAUUCUUGAGUAGGCCUACAAGGCAUAAAACAUCGAUCAAAUAACUACUGUUAGGUAAACAAACAUGAUCAGGCAUUGAUGGAUGGUGUGUCACAUUGCUGUGGUGGGGCUGACGUGUGCCUGAUUACAUAUUUGCUUUGUAAUAGUUACUUUCCUUUUUGAGGAUUGUCCCUUGGCGGCAGGCUGUCCUUCAUUUCUGUAUUAAAGAGUAUGGCCUGCAGGAAAUAUUAAGAAAGGAAGUAACCUAUGUAUUACGCAGAUACAGAAUUGACUGAUGCUGUGUGCCCUAGAAUUGAUGGACACCAAUCGAUGUGCUCUAUUGCCACACCUGUGGCCAUCGUGCUAUGGGUGGAUGCCACAUCCAGUGCCUUGUGAGUGGUUACAUCUAGCAUAGGGCCCACUGGGCCACUUUUCUUCUGGUGCAGUAUCCUGUAUGUAUCAUAUAACAUAAACAAACGUGCAUUAUGUACACAUAGGUCAAUGUACAUGUACCUUCAUGUGAUUUACAUAUGCAUGUCAUGUUGAUGGCAGUUAUGUGUUUAUGUGUGCAUGUCAUACAGAGGUUUGGGUGUUUGUCAUUACUAAGGAGUUCUGCUGUCCAAGACAUUAUAAGUAUGCAUGUGUGAGCAGGGGGCUUGCAAGUGUGGGUGUUGAGCAGGGGGCUUGCAAGGUGGGUGUUGAGCAGGGGGCUUGCAAGUGUGGGUGUUGAGCAGGGGGCUUGCAAGUGUGGGUGUUGAG